Messenger RNA from Anthostomella pinea, 1716 nucleotides. The record is from the annotation of a GenBank genome assembly. Lineage: Eukaryota; Fungi; Ascomycota; Sordariomycetes; Xylariales; Xylariaceae.
AUGGGGCUCGGCAACAUACUCGCCCAGCUCGAUGAGGGUCUCACCUCCCUCUUGGGCCAGUGGAAUGGCUACUCCACCGGCCUUGCCACGGCAUUUGUUCUCAUCAUCACCUACGCCAUCAUGACACGGGUAGAACCCGAGAUUCAUCCCAUGCUUCUGGCCCGUCAGGCGCAAGGCUCGCCCGUCCGCCAGGAGCGAGAGUCUCCCGUCUAUCGCGGAAACUCGGCUCCCCACAGCCUGCCACUCAACAGCGGCCUGAACGUCAAGGACCCCGGGGCCUCCAAAUGGGCCCAGGGACGGGAUGGCGAUCUCAGGGAUGUUUGGCGAAGGACUAUCUCUGGACCGCCUGAGGAAGACGGUCCCAAGGGGAAAGGUCGUAUUCUGACCGUGCUGGGCAGCCAGAAGGUCAUCGAGCACAAGCUCGAUGAUAUCACACGACAGAUCAACCUCAUUGGACAACACAUUUCCUCUCAGGGCGGAAGCAAGGUUGCCAUCUACCUGCCCAAUUCUGUCGAGUUCAUCGCAACACUCUUCGCAUGCUGCUUCUACAACUUGACUGCCAUCCUACUGCCAUUUGACCAACCAGAAGAUGCCGUCAUUUCCAUGCUUCAGAGGUCGGGUGCCGACACCGUCGUCACUGCUCCCGGAGCCUUCCCUUUCGACAGCGCAGUCAAGAGCUGCCCAGCUUUGCGCCAGCUCAUCUGGGUCGUAGACGAGGGCAGCAACCAUCUGGACUGGAACGAGGUGCCCAAAGGCAUGGGAGGCAGCGUCAACGUUUCUACUUGGCAAGAGAUUGUCAACGACAACCCCCUUACCGCCGGAACAGAGCUGCCGGCGGCAGACAGCAAGGCCGAGGUCAAGGAUGUGAUCAUCUUUUGGCAGUCGGAGCCCAGUACUCUCGAGGAGAUGGUGCGAUUCACGCAAGGCAACCUCGUGUCCGCCAUCUCAGCCCAGCUUACCGCUGUACCGACCAGGGAACGCUUCUCGCCCGCUGACCUCUUCCUACCCGCCGCCUCGCUCUCUUCCUCCUACACCCUUGUCCUGACCCUUGCUGCGAUGUACUCAAACUCCUCUGUUGCCUUCAACUCCGUGGCUGGAAGUGUGACGGAUCUGGACCUGGCCACCACCGGCGUUGCGCCCACCAUCGUCGUCGCGACCCCCGAGACCCUGAAGAAGACCCACGGCGAGACCACCGGCCGUAUUUCCUCUAUGUUGACACAGCUCUCGCACUGGGUACAGACGCGCAGCUUGGUUCAGAACGGCGCAAUGCCUGUGGCAUCCUUCUUAGCUUCAUACAACGACGGUCUGCGCCCGCGCAUCGGCAACACGGCGCCAGGCAAGCUACGCCUCCUCUACGUCGCCGAGCCCGCCAACGAGAAGACCACAGACACCCGUCUCUCUGAAACGACCCUCUCCGACCUGCGCGUCUUCACCGGCGCCCGUGUCAUCUACGCGUUGGCAGCGCCCAAGUGCGCCGGUGCCGUGACGCAGACCCAGUUCCACGACUACCGCAUUUCGGGAGACGGCAGCGGGUCGCACUUCGGCCCGCCGCUGAGCAGCACCGAGUUCUACCUCCGGGACAGCGGGAGCCACAAAGUCACGGACGAGAGCUACGUCGGCGAGGUCGUGGUCCGUGGCCCAGCUGUCGCGGGCGGCGAAGCUGCGUUGGGCGUCGUGGGCGCUGUGCGGCCGGACGGGACGCUUGCUUAUGCCUAG